CAUGGGGAAAGCGGCCGCUCUGUGCCGAGGCGGUGGCUGUGGCGGCCGCUCCCGCGGGCUCUCGUCGUUCUUCACCGUUGUCCCCUGCCUGUCCUGCCAAACGGCGGCGCCGAGCAUGAGCGCUUCCACGCCCGGCUCCGAGCCGGAGCCCAAGCCUCAGCACCAGGCGGUGCCCCAGCCCAAACGGGAUCUGGUGUCAGAACAGGUGUCGGAGCCAGUUUCUGAGCCGGUGCCAGGAUCGGAGCCUGAGUCCAGGAAGAUGUCUGAGCCAAGGCCAGGGUUCAAACAGGAAUUGGAACUGCUGCAGGGUUUGGGGACCGGGUCAGGGCCCCGGGAAGAGUUGGGCUCAAGCCUGGGGGCUGGGCCCUUCACCAAGGCCUCAUCCGAGCAGGUGCUGGCGCUGGGGCCAGUAGUGGGGAGCGUGCCCUUGACCAAAUUCGAGUCCGGGUCGUUGCUGGCAUCAAAGACCCCGCGACCAGGGCAGGUGAAGACACAUCUUGGGGCUCCAGUGCCAGGGAGUGGCACGCCCUCCGCUCUCCCGAUGGUUUCACUUCCUCUGGACAGCUUGAAGGGCUGGCUUCUCAAGUGGACCAACUACCUGAAGGGCUACCAGCGCCGCUGGUUCGUGCUCAGCAACGGCCUCCUGUCUUACUACAGAAAUCAGGGUGAAAUGGCCCACACCUGCCGUGGCACCAUCAACCUGUUCACUGCGCACUUUGACACGGAGGACUCUUGCGGUAUUGUGCUGACCAGUGGGGGCAGGACCUACCACCUCAAGGCCGGCUCAGAGGUGGAGCGGCAGCAGUGGAUCACCGCCCUGGAGCUGGCCAAGGCCAAGGCUGUCCGCUUGAUGAGCAGCCAGUCAGAUGACUCUGGGGACGACGAGGACGGGACUGCCUCCCCAGCUGACAAGAGCGAGCUACACGACACCAUCAAGAAGCUCUCCCUGAAGCUAGACGACCUCAGCACGUGCAAUGAGCUCGUGGCCAAGCACGGCGUGGCACUGCAGCGCUCCCUGAGCGAGCUGGACGGCCUCAGGAUCCCCUGUGAGAGCGGCGAGAAGCUGAAGGCAGUCAGCGAGCGGGCCACCCUCUUCCGCAUCACUUCAAAUGCUAUGAUCAACGCCUGCAGGGACUUCCUGGAACUAGCGGAGACGCACAGCCGGAAAUGGCAGCGGGCUCUGCAGUAUGAGCAGGAGCAGCGCGUCCAUCUGGAGGAGACCAUCGAGCAGCUGGCCAAGCAGCACAACAACCUCGAGCGCGCUUUCCGCAGCGCCCCCGGCCGGGCCACCAACCCCACCAAGAGCUUCAGCGAGGGAAGCCUCUUAACCACCAAAGGCGAGGACAGUGAGGAAGAUGAAGAUACCGAGUACUUCGACGCCAUGGAAGACUCCACGUCCUUCAUCACAGUGAUCACUGAGCCCAAGGAGGACAGAAAAGCUGAAGGUGGGACUACAGGCUCCGUGGAAUGGACCUCAGACAAUGUGCUAGACAGCACCUCACUUGUGCCCCAGGGCCCCCCCAAAGUCAAGAGGCGUGUCCGCAUCCCCGACAAGCCCAACUACAGCCUUAAUCUUUGGAGCAUCAUGAAGAACUGCAUCGGCCGGGAGCUCUCCAAGAUCCCCAUGCCGGUCAACUUUAACGAGCCCCUGUCCAUGCUCCAGCGGCUGACGGAGGACCUGGAGUACCACCACCUGCUGGACAAGGCCGUGCACUGCACCAGCUCCGUGGAGCAGAUGUGCCUGGUGGCGGCCUUCUCCGUGUCCUCCUACUCCACCACCGUGCACCGCAUCGCCAAGCCCUUCAACCCCAUGCUGGGCGAGACCUUCGAGCUGGACCGUCUCGAUGACAUGGGCCUGCGCUCCCUCUGCGAGCAGGUGAGCCACCACCCUCCAUCGGCCGCACACUAUGUGUUCUCCAAACACGGCUGGAGCCUCUGGCAGGAGAUCACCAUCUCCAGCAAGUUCCGGGGGAAAUACCUCUCCAUCAUGCCGCUAGGUGCCAUCCACUUAGAAUUCCAGGCCAGCGGGAAUCACUACGUGUGGAGGAAAAGCACCUCGACUGUGCAUAACAUCAUCGUGGGCAAGCUCUGGAUCGACCAGACAGGGGACGUCGAGAUUGUGAACCACAAGACAAAGGACCGGUGCCAGCUAAAGUUUUUACCCUACAGCUAUUUCUCCAAAGAGGUGGCCCGGAAGGUGACAGGAGUGGUGAGUGACAGCCAGGGCAAGGCCCACUACGUGCUGUCAGGCUCGUGGGAUGAACAGAUGGAGUGCGCCAAGAUCGUGCAAAGCAGCCCCAGCAGCCCCAGCUUGGACGGGAAGCAGAAAACGGUGUACCAGACGCUACCGGCCAAGCUGAUGUGGAAGAAGUACCCGCUGCCGGACAACGCGGAGAACAUGUACUACUUCUCGGAGCUGGCCCUGACCCUCAACGAGCACGAGGAGGGCGUGGCGCCCACCGACAGCCGCUUGCGGCCCGACCAGCGGCUGAUGGAGAAGGGCCACUGGGAUGAGGCCAACACGGAGAAGCAGCGGCUGGAGGAGAAGCAGCGUGUGAAUCGGCGCCGGAGGCUGGAGGCCUGCUCGCGGGGCUGCGGUGCGGAGGAAGGCUGCCCGCCCGCCUGCCCACUGUGCCGCCCAGCAGAGAAGGAGGCCGAAGUGUACGUGCCGCUGUGGUUUGAGAAGAGGCUGGACCCGGUGACUGGGGAGACGGCCUGCGUGUACAAGGGUGGCUACUGGGAGGCCAAGGAGAAGCAGGACUGGCACAUGUGCCCCAACAUCUUCUGAGCACCACCCGCCUCCUGCAAAUACAGGCAGCUGCACAGCCUGGUCCACCUUCUAUUUAAUGCACUCAGUUUAGUACUCAACUGCCCUCCCCACCUUUUCCUUCUUAUGUUUUUUAAUAACGCUUUUUUUGGGCUCCCACCUUGGAAGGAGGAAGUGCUGACCCAGGUUCUUUCCAGCCCCCAGGUGCCCCGGGUCUCCUAUGACCCUUCAUCAUGGACUUGAGCCCCAUCAGGACCCCCAGCUCCAGUUUCCACACCUCAGGCAGGCUGGCCCGGGCCCUGGGCUGCUCCAGUCACCAGCCCCCCAGGGAGGAACUGGCCCCCUCCCAGGGAGCCGCUUUUGACUUUUUUAGAAAAAAAUGAUCUCCAUUUCUUUCCGGCCAAGAUAUUUAGUAAAUAUUUUUAGUACAGCACUUGGUGGACAACUUUCUAAGUGUGCUUUCUUGCCACAGAAGUGUCCUGGCAAGAGCCCCUUCUUUUUAAGACAUUGGGAAGCCAGAUGGACCCCUUUGAGUCGGGAGCAUUUUGUAGCUCAAACAGCAAGGCCGUCUGUAUGUGAGCUGCCCGCCCCCAGGAGCCCAGGACCCCCCAGAGAAGGGAACCAAGGGCCGCUGGGCCCAGGAGAGCACAAGUCAGUUUUCCCUGGAGCCAGAGCCCCACGCAUGGUGGGGAAGGGGGCACUGAGGGACCGCCAUGUGGAUUUGAGGGCAACAGCCCCUGCCUAGCCCUGGCCAUGCUGGGGCUGCUCCGCAGCCCCACAGAGGCCGGGCCUGCUGGCGCUCCUGCCACAGAACCCGGCCCCAAAUAAGCAAUAAGAACCAACCCUCGGCUCAGCCUGGGUUGGUAUCCUGGGCACCAGAGAACUCAGAGUCCCGUCUCUGGGGUGCCCCAUCUCAGCACCCCUGAACUCUUUAUUUGCCUGAUUAUAUAUAUAUAUAUCUAUAUAUCUAUGAGAUAUAAAUAUAUAUAAAAUAGCUAUUUUGCUUCAUUUUUUAUGGUAUGUAGAAGUGACAAAAUGAUGACGACAGGGUGCUCCUGUCUGAGUUUGGCCCUCCUGUCAGCUGUGUCCUGCCCUCUCCUCAGAUUCCCUUCCAGUGGCUUCUGCCAACUGUUUUGGGGGGGGGGGGGCUGGGCCACUGUGGCCACUGUCCGAUCCCCUCAGAACUCCUACUCAACCUUUCACACUUCAAUUUGGUCCUGAAAGUUCAUCACAGGGUUUUACUUUCUACUCCAGGACUGGUUUUGUUUUUAUAAAAAAAACAAAAGUGAAAACACCAACGUGUGAAAUGCCUUAGGGUGCCCACUGGAGGGCCGGUGGGCAAAUGAGGCCUGCGACAGAGCUGUUCAAUGUUCC
This is a messenger RNA of Mesoplodon densirostris (Blainville's beaked whale), 4141 nucleotides long. It is a transcript of the gene OSBP2, whose product is annotated as oxysterol binding protein 2. The transcript is spliced from 14 exons. Gene Ontology annotation, cellular component: membrane; intracellular membrane-bounded organelle; cytosol. The coding region runs from base 2 to 2788 and encodes 928 amino acids. Gene Ontology annotation, molecular function: cholesterol binding. Lineage: Eukaryota; Metazoa; Chordata; Mammalia; Artiodactyla; Ziphiidae. The record is from RefSeq and is a predicted model, not a curated record.